Messenger RNA from Penicillium roqueforti, 492 nucleotides. RefSeq lists its product as uncharacterized. Lineage: Eukaryota; Fungi; Ascomycota; Eurotiomycetes; Eurotiales; Aspergillaceae. Bases 1 to 492 code for a protein of 163 amino acids. Gene Ontology annotation, molecular function: O-methyltransferase activity. The record is from RefSeq and is a predicted model, not a curated record. The transcript has a single exon.
AUGCGCAUUAACCGUCAGGUAGAAGGCGCACAGUGGUUUGACAUCUACCCCGUCGAAGGAAGACUGAGUAUAUCCUCGAACGGCCGCGUCCAGCUAGUAGACAUCGGCGGUGGAUUGGGACACAAUAUUACAGGUUUAAAGCGUAAAUUCCCCAAUCUUCCUAGUCGCCUGGUUCUCGAAGACCUACCGGAUGUUAUCGAGUAUGAUAAGGAGUCGAUUGAAGAUGGCAUUGAGGUUAUCGGGUACGAUAUAUUCACUGAGCAGCCGCUAAAGGGUGCCAAGGCGUACUAUUUGCGUACUAUACUGCAUAACUGGCCGGAUAAGCAGUCGCUGCUGGCGCUUGCCCGUGUUCAGGAGGCUAUGGCUGACGACUCGGUGCUGCUGAUUAAUGAGAAUACCUUGCCUGAGGUUGGCGCGUCGAGCUUCUCGGUAUCGUUGGAUAGUAAUAUAAUGAAUAUUUUUGCUACUUUGGAGCGGACUGAGAAGCAGUGA